AUGGUAAGCUGGCAAAGAAGUUAUCAUGUAUUGUCAUGCAUUGAUCUUUUGCAACAAUCUGAGUGACGCACAAGCUGUUAUCUUGACUUCACUCUUUCGUUCCGCCCUCCUUGUGGACUGUGUAUUCUUGUGAAGUGUGUUUUUGGAGCUAUUUACAAAUUAGAUUGAGCUUCACGAUUGAUUUUGCUUAUGCUAUUCGUUGAAAAUCUGCAGAAAACCGACCGUGAAGGACAAAAAACAGGUUAGACUUUCCAAUGAUGAUAAAUAUGAUGUAUAUAUCCGCUUGAACGAUGGAAAUUCGUGUCAUCCUCAAAUGGGUCAAAAUGUGUUUGUGUAUACAAAGCGAUUUGUCAAAAAGGAAAAAUUUACCUUAUAUAAUUUAGUGAAAAUGCUUUUAAAAUAUAUUUGUGAUGGAAAAAGGUAAAUUUUUUAACUUUUCGAGCAGUCUUCAUGGCUUAUGUUGAUGCAAAAACGAGAAAAAAUCGCGCGGAAUUGAAACCAUUUUACGUUGCUAAUGGAACAACAAGCGCAGAGAUUAUUGCAGAAGCUAGAACCUCUGUCCGAUGUGUUGAUACAAAAAGACCUUUUACACCUGUUGAAUCACAAAGAACAUUGUUUGGCUUUUCGCGACGACAGGAGAAUGUUAGUCGACCGUCUUCUGCUUUCAGCAUUGGCCCCAGUCAUUUCACAGAAACGGACUUGCCUUCCGCUCAUCGUCUUCAGCCACUAGAUGUCGCAUCAGAUGUUCAAAGUGAUGUUUUAGAUGAUGAUACUCCAAUUGUCAUUGAGGCUGAUCGAAAAGUAAGGGAAAGCUUGAAAGCUUCGAAAAACGUCGAACGUUUGCCGUCCCCAGUCAUCCCUAAUCCUAGAGAUGGAUGUGUACUUCCAUCUCCACCUAACGUCUUACCCGCACAACUCAGCAUGUCGAGACGGAGCUCUACAGGAAACAUUUUGAAACAAAAACUUGUCGUGAAUGAGGGACGUCGUGUACAAAGUGGCCCAUCAAAACGAGCUUCACCAAAGGAAGAGACCAAAACGGAUUAUCGAGCUAGCAGUAGUCCUUGUGCUCGUCGACAAAGUAGCAAAUCAAAUGACUCGAUUAGAAACGAUGUGAUUGCUGCCGAAAGGAAAAAAUUGUCACGUCUGUACAAAGAACACGUUAGACCCAUCCUAAAGAAGAUGGAGAUGUGUUUUCGAGAGAAUGAUGGCACUUUGCUGUGUGAACUUUGCAAUAACCUUCUUGAAGCGUUGAAGAAAGUCAGAAUACUGCCUGAUACAAAGAACGUGGAUGUAUCUCCGUACAAAUCGCAAAUUUUGAAAUAUUUAUUCAGUUUCCUUGGCGUUAAAGAUUCACGGUUGCAUUUAAGGUUGGCGAAAAUUGUCUUACAGUUCGACUUGUCUGAAAACAACGUAGAAAAUAUUUUCAAGUUGCUGUUUAAAGUUAGCCGCGACGAAAGCAACGACAUUUUGUUUCUUGAAGAAGAAAUGACAGAAAUCUUAGUGUCAAAAAUAUCGUCAUUUGAUGGCGGAGUGAAGUAUGAACCGUGCCUCUACUGCGUGGGUGCUUUAAAACUAAUCUCGGGGAACGUCGUUGUUCGUAAACAUCUUGUAAACACAAGUUGUCUGGAGGCGUUGGCUGUUGUUCUUGGUAGCAUUAUCAAACAGGGUAACGCAAAUGAUGCGAGUUUGAGAAAGAAGAACACCAACAUGUUGUUUCCGGUGACUGCCGUGUUGAGAAAUCUAGCUGACGUCGAUGGAAGUCGGAAGAUAUUCUUAAAGCGAAACAUUUUACGUGAUGUUAUUAACUUGUUGAACAUCUUCCAAGAUGACAGAGACGUAGUCAUGAAUAUUUCGCGUAUACUCAGUAAGAUGACGUUGUAUAGCGAAUGCUGUUCCGUGGUCAGCUCAGCCGCAGAGUCUUUUGAAACAUUCCUGUGUAUUUUGAAUAAUCAUUCAAAGUCCCAGGAAAUAGUCGUGAGAGUUUUAUUUGUACUCGGUAAUUUGACCACGAAAAGUGACGAUGCUCGUUUCGACUUGUUUCACGUAGAGGGCUCAACAAAAUGUCUCCUUACUGUUUUUCGAUUAUAUUUUGAGCGAGAUGUCAAGGCCAGCAAAAUACGAACUGAAGACAAAACAUCAGAGCAAGCAAGCGCCGAAGAUGUCUUAAACAAGAUGGUUCGCGUUGUUGCCAAUCUUUCUAUUCAUUCUGAUGUUGGUCCUGAAAUUUCCAGAAAUGUCGAAUUUAUAGAAUUGCUGCUUCAAGUCUUGGAAGUCAAAGAUUUAAGCAUCAACGAGGAACUGGUUCUCAAUACAGUUGCCACAAUUAAUAAUCUAUCGUACUAUGCCGAAGAAGGCACUGCAUUGGCGAAUAAACGAAAGAAAAUCACGCAACUGAUGAUGGAGCUAUUGGUUGUAGAUAAUAUGGACGCGAUUCUUGAGGCGUCGCGUGUUUUUGGUAAUUUUUCUCGUUUUAAAGACGUUCGUGAUGUUUUGUCCAGCCACAAAGUUGAUGAAAUGUUGAUUUCUUUACUGGACUCGGGAAGUCAUGAAAUUGUUUUCACUGCUUGUGGUGUGCUUAUCAAUAUGAUGGUUGACCCUGAAAAACGUUCCUUGCUCAAAGAUGAAGGUGGAAUAAAGAAGUUGACAGAUGUUCUUCGAGAUUAUGGUAAAAUAGACUGGCAACUUGCUGCAAUGGUUUGUCAGACAUUGUGGAAUUAUUGUGAGAAUGUUGCUGAUGUGUAUGACGCGCUCGGUCACGAGGAGACGAUGAUUUUGGGCGAUCUGUUGCGAGAAUAUCUUGACGAGGAUUUGGCUUUCGAAUAUCUACAUUCAAGAAAGAUAGACGAAUCUAUGAAAGACAUUCUUCGAAAGACGUGGACUGAGAAUUUUCGGUUUGUCGGUGAACAAUGGCUGCAAAGAAUAGAAUCGAAGCAAACGGACUUGAUACCUUUAGAGGAGCCAACUUGACCCGUGGCAGUACUUGUGAGAGUUAUAUACGUCAGUUAUAUACACGUCAGUUAUAUACACGUCAGUUAUAUACACGUCAGUUAUAACGUCAGUAAGGAAAAUGGAAACACGCCCUAUGAAAAAACAUAUACGGUGAACUGCACGUGAAACCUUUAUUUGAAUAAAGGGUCUUCAGUGUUACAUUUUAAUAUAUAACUACUUCUAAAGUAAUUUAUUUCUCUGUAAUAUUGUGUGUGUGUGUGAAAACUGUAAAUUAUGAUAUCAUUUUUAAAGAA
Molecule: messenger RNA, 3242 nt
Organism: Xenia sp. Carnegie-2017
Lineage: Eukaryota; Metazoa; Cnidaria; Anthozoa; Malacalcyonacea; Xeniidae
Product: armadillo repeat-containing protein 2-like
Exons: 17
Coding region: 451-2967 (838 amino acids)
Biological process (GO): cilium organization
Molecular function (GO): protein binding
Source: RefSeq, a predicted model, not a curated record